UUUUUUUUUUUGCUGAAAUCAUCUAUUAUAAAAUGACAGUAACAGAAGGAGGGAUUGGAAUAGUAGAACAACUUUCAGCAACAUCAUUAAGUAGUAGUAUACAUGACAUAAAUCAUGCAAUAGAUGGUACUCUAUUACCUGAAAAUAUCGCAAACAUGGUUACAACUGUUUCUCUUGCUACUCGAAUUUCACUUAGAUGUUCUUCUUUAUUUUUUGAUGCUAUGUUUGAAGCAGCAAAGUAUGGUACUUCUUUAUCACUUGGGUUAUCAAGAACAGCUUUAAUUAAUGCGAUUUCUACAGCAAAGCAUUUACAUUCCAGCUUGAAUAAUAAUAAUAACAAUCAUGAUGCUUGUAUCAUUGCCACAAAUUCACUUGAUGAUCAAGAACAAAGGUUUAAUAGUAAUGACGAAAGUUUAUUUGUGAAAGCACUUCAGAAAUAUACAGACUUUGGGCUCUAUAUUGUCAAUUACACCUUCUCUUUAACUGAGUUAUUUGCAUUGUCGGGUUUACAGUUUACUUCAAAAACUAUUCAAUCAAGCCUUAAAGCAGCCGAAGAAUCAGUAAGACUCAUUGAUGGUAUUUUCGGUUCAAAUGAUACUUCUCGUGCGAUCGCAUCUAUUAUAACCUUAGUUCAUCGUGAGCUUAUUCAAGACCCAGAAUUUGGGUUGGCAAAAGCAGGCAACCUUGCCAUUUUAGCUGGUUUAACCAAAGCCUUAACUGCUUUUGCGGUACUACAAAAUGUAACACAUAAACGUAUGAUGAAACAAAUUCCCAUGACAGUCUUAUGGGAAGGGAUAGUGACUGAUGAAAAAGAAGAAGGUGAAGAAGCUAAGGCACAUGGUCUUAUUCAAUUCAAAAGAAACAGUAAUGAUAGUAACAACCUCCAAGGCACUGAAAUGAAAAAUUAUAAUACAGCAUUAGAUUCUCAGCAACAAGAUUUAAUUAUACAGGAACUCAAUAACUUAUUAAACAAUAGAAAACAUGUUGAUCAAAAGAAUGAUGAUUAUGUGACACCAUUAAAUAAUACAUAUAAAAUCACUACUAAAACUGCUUGUUUAACGACUAAAACAACAACCAUCUUACCUCUCCUUGAUUCAAUUUACAAUAAUAAUAAUAACAAGGAUAAUACAAAAAAAAUUGUGCUUCGAAUGAGUGAAGAAGAGAAUGAAUCUUAUUUAGCACUGCUUGAUAACAAUCAUAAAAAUGAGCCUAAAUUUAUUCUAUCUAAUUUGUCUGAUAAAAGGCGAAAACGUAAAGUAGAAAGGCAAGAAGAUGCUGAUUUCUUUUGUCAGGUAAAGAAUAACAAUACUCAACAGCAAAAGUAUAAUCAUAGACGUAGAUUUUCUUCACCUGAUUAUAACAAUAAUUUAAGUAAUAAGACCAAAUUUUGCAUAUCUACAUUACUAUUAGAUAAUCAAGAUCAACAGGCAGGUUCAUACCUAUUACAAAGGACAAAAAAAUAUAACUAUUCAACACCAGAUCUUUCAAAAUUAGUUUCACCUGUAACUAUCAGACAACGGCUUGCCUCUUCUCUUUCCUCAUGUCUAAUUACAAAUAAAGACAAUAGUAUGAAAAGAUAUAAACAAAAACGGGCAAGCUCAAUUUCAAGUUUUUGUAGCCAUAAUGUCGGAUCAAAGGCUACUUCUACCACUACCACUACUUCUACCACUACCACUACCUCUACUACUACUUCAACCACUGCAAGUUUAGCAAUGACCCGCAAUAACAACAAUAUACCAGUCACUCAUGAUAACGAUAAAGACAAUACUAUCAACCAUUCUAGAAGUCAUUCUCUACAAAGCCAAGUUAUAAAUAAUAUUGCGCAUUUUAUGAAAUAUGCAAGUGCAGCCUAUGGUGAAUCUUUUAUGCGGAUCUUAGGAAUUGGCGAUAUUCCAACUGUCUUACCUCAUUCUCGUCACCAUCAUCCAAAUCAUCAUGCAUUUGCUCACCAUACAGGGAAUUCAGUUGAAGAUAUUCUACUAUCUAGUUAUACAGAUAGGUCUCCACUUCACUUACAUAAUCCAUCUAUUCAUGCUCUUGUUCAUUAUGUAACCGUAGACCACACAGCUAAAGCAAUUGUACUCACGUGUCGUGGUACAUUGGGCCUAAGUGAUAUCCUUACUGAUUUAAGUUUUCAUUAUACGGAAUUUACUUUACCUACGGAUCCCUCAAGGGUCUUUAAGGCUCAUAGUGGUAUGCUGGAUGCUGCACAAUUAUUAGCUAAAGAAAAGGGGAAAGUAUAUCAAAAGGUGCGUCAGGGAUUAUUUAGCUAUCCAGAUUAUAGUUUAGUCUUAUGCGGUCAUUCUUUAGGUGGUGGUGUAGCUAGUCUAUUGUGUGUCUUAUGGAGCCAACAAAUUACACCAAGGGAUGAUGAAGAAAGAUGGUCACUUAUUAAUAAUAACCAGCUACUACCACAACAUUCUCUUUCUUUCGUAACAUCUAAACAAUCUGGUUUACCUCCAGGUCGACCUAUCCACUGUUAUGCGUAUGGUCCACCCGGUGUAAUGUCGCUCGAACUAAGUAAUUAUUGUGCAGGACUCGUUACAAGUGUUGUACAUGGAUAUGAUAUCGUUAGUAGUUUAAGCUUAGGGCUCUUAAAAGACUUUAAAAACAUCGCGACUAGUUUACAUGCAGAAGGUGAUGUAGCUGAAGAAAUCAUUUCUCGUGUCAUUGGACGAUUCCAAAAAAAAACACCAGAAAAAAAUAAAAAUAAAGAUGAGUUUAACGAAGAUGACCAAUGGUUUUGGGCCGUGAUUAAAACAAUGCGUGCAGACAUGACAUCAGAAAAAAUGUAUCCACCAAAUACAGUUUAUUGGAUAGAAACUGUUCCUCAUGUUAAAGAACAACACAAAAUUAUUCUUUGUCGAUGUGAAGAUGUAGAAGCCAGAUUUUCAGAAAUUGUCUUUACUCGAACUAUGUUCAUGGACCAUUCUCCUUUAAUGUAUGAAAGAGCAAUUAGAAAGUUAUGCAAAGGCUUUACUAAAGACUAUUUAUCUACUUCUUCUACUUCUUCCUCUUAUUUUUUGUAAAUGAAUAUUAAAUAAAGAAAUUAUAUUUUUUUUUUCUUUUCGAUGUGUAUAUAUAAAAACGAUAGCUUUUUUUUUUUAAAUGCGUUUUAUUCGAAAUGUUAAGAAGGAUUUGUAUUUUAUUUUUUGUUCAUAAUAAUAAUACCGCAAGUCUGAAGUUCGCUUCUAUUACGCUAGUAUUUUCUCCUCCCCUCCCUUCCUUUUAUUCAUUUUAUAUAAAUAAAAUAAGCGAAAUUUCAUUGGAUGAAUAUAAUUAGAACUCAGAAAAAAGGCGAAUAUAAAAGAAGCUAAAUACCAAGUUUUGAAUUAAUACUAUUCUUUUUCCGGCU
Molecule: messenger RNA, 3355 nt
Organism: Cokeromyces recurvatus
Lineage: Eukaryota; Fungi; Mucoromycota; Mucoromycetes; Mucorales; Mucoraceae
Exons: 3
Coding region: 33-3029 (998 amino acids)
Biological process (GO): lipid metabolic process
Source: RefSeq, a predicted model, not a curated record